AUGGGGUGCUGUGGCUGUGGUGGCUGCGGUGGCUGUGGUGGCGGCUGCGGUGGCUGUGGUGGCGGCUGUGGUGGCUGUGGUGGCGGCUGCGGUGGUGGCUGUGGUGGAAGCUGUACCACCUGCAGAUCCUACCGGGUCAACUGCUGCCCCUGCUGCACCGGCUGCUGCGGAUGCUGCUGCACUGUCCCCGUGACCUGCUGCUGCCGCCGCUCCUGUGGCUGCAGUUCCUGUGGCUGUGGCUCGUGUGGCUGUGGCUCAUGUGGCUGUGGCGGUGGGAAAGGCUGUUGCCAGCAGAAGUGCUGUUGCCAGCAGAAGUGCUGUUGCAAGAAGCAAUGCUGCUGCUAA
Enhydra lutris kenyoni (northern sea otter) is the source of this 345-nucleotide messenger RNA. Its product is annotated as keratin-associated protein 5-5-like. Lineage: Eukaryota; Metazoa; Chordata; Mammalia; Carnivora; Mustelidae. The transcript has a single exon. The record is from RefSeq and is a predicted model, not a curated record. Bases 1 to 345 code for a protein of 114 amino acids.